Messenger RNA from Rhipicephalus microplus (southern cattle tick), 489 nucleotides. RefSeq lists its product as uncharacterized. The record is from RefSeq and is a predicted model, not a curated record. Gene Ontology annotation, molecular function: nucleic acid binding. NCBI's taxonomy places the organism in Eukaryota, Metazoa, Arthropoda, Arachnida, Ixodida, Ixodidae.
AUGGAUGGCAGAUACUUUGAGGAGUGGUUCACCGACAAGCUUUUGCCAAACAUUCCGCCUAUUAGCGUUAUUGUCAUGGACAAUGCGCCAUACCACAGCGUAGCUCUUGAGAAAGCACCUACCAAGUCGACGCGCAAAUCUGAUAUUCAGCUUUGGCUCACAAAGAAAGGUGUUCCGUGGUCAGAUGACAUGGUGAGAGCUGAACUGCUGGAACUUUCCCAAAAGGUCAACACACCCAGUAUUGUGUACCGCAUCGACACUCUGGCGGCUACCCACGGCCAUGAAGUGCUUCGUGUACCACCAUACCACUGCGAGUUCAACCCCAUCGAGCUUGUUUGGAGCCAGGUAAAGGGGUACAUCGCAGCACGGAAUACGGGUUUCACUUUGGCUGAAGUAGAGAAGCUUCUGCCAGAAGCACUGGCAUCUGUAAAACAGAAGAAGUGGCAAAACUGCUGCGCUCUUGUAGAGCAAGUUGAAGCUGAAGCAUGA